Molecule: messenger RNA, 846 nt
Organism: Ricinus communis (castor bean)
Lineage: Eukaryota; Viridiplantae; Streptophyta; Magnoliopsida; Malpighiales; Euphorbiaceae
Product: monothiol glutaredoxin-S10
Exons: 1
Coding region: 281-589 (102 amino acids)
Source: RefSeq, a predicted model, not a curated record
ACCUUCCUCACUUGUUUGCCCCUCUCUUUCUCUCUAUAUAUAAAGCUCCCAAGAGCUCUAUAUACUUGCACCAUCACAUCUCAAGCUUACUCACAGACUUCAUAUCUAUUACAAAACCAACAUUUCCUCCGCCGUGCUCUCUCUCAUUGCUGUCAAAGUAAAUCUCUUGAAGAGUUUUCUUUUUUCUUUUUCCUUUUUUUCUUUUAAAUCUGAAUAUCGAUCCUUCAAAUUAGCAAUCUUUAUCAGCCACAUUUUAACGUGUAAAGCACGCAUUCAAUAGAUGGAUAGAGUGGCGAAGUUGGCGUCGCAAAAGGCAGUGGUGAUCUUCAGCAAGAGUUCGUGCUGCAUGUGCCAUGCGAUCAAGAGAUUGUUCUAUGAACAGGGAGUUAGCCCAGCAAUUUAUGAGCUAGAUGAAGACUCAAGAGGAACAGAAAUGGAAUGGGCCCUUAUGAGGCUAGGGUGCAACCCUUCGGUCCCUGCAGUUUUCAUUGGAGGCAAAUUCGUUGGCUCUGCUAAUACUAUCAUGACUCUUCACCUUAAUGGCUCCUUGAAGAAAUUGCUGAAGGAAGCUGGAGCUCUAUGGCUUUAGUAGCUAUCAAUUCCCAGUGCAGCCUUUUCAGGCCGUUCUUAAUCAUACUAAGUUUAAAAUAAAUAUUAAUAACUAACUAAUUAAGAUGUAUUUUCCGCUUCUUUCCUGUUUCCUUUUUGUCUUUAACAUCUGGCGGCUGUCGAAAGUAUAUCCGUAUUGUAUGGAAAAUAAUCUAUAGAGUCUAUAGAUAUAUCCCAGUGUAAAUAUCAUUAUGUUUGAAUUUAUUAUAAUACAAUGUUUCAUGUGACUAUUACAUA